Blepharisma stoltei is the source of this 6797-nucleotide messenger RNA. Lineage: Eukaryota; Ciliophora; Heterotrichea; Heterotrichida; Blepharismidae. The record is from the annotation of a GenBank genome assembly.
AUGAGUGAUGAAAACAAAAGCGAAAAUGAAAAGCCGGAUAACUUUAUAGAAAUUCAUGACUUCAACUUAAAAAUUCCUGACUCAAUUAAACAAAUACAAUUAUCAGAAUCUGAGCUUCAAGCUAUUGAAAAUAAAAUAAAUAGAGCUGAAAAAGAUUUUGAAGAGUCUUUAACAAGUAAGCCGAUAAAUGUAAGACAUAUCUAUAAAUCUGUUACUGUUUCAUUUUUAUUUAUAUUUUUAUGUAUAUACACAAAUAGUAUAGAAAGGAUUUCAUGAAUGAGUACUCUUAUGCAAAAUCAUUUUGAGCGUCAGCCUUUAAUUGGCUCAACUGCAAAAUCUUUUGAAGACAUACAAACUCACUUUGAUUUAGAAAAUUAUAUAAGAUCAGUAUUCUUACCGGGUGCUUUUAAUCAUAAAUAUAUAGACAUUUAUAACUAUGUGAUUGGAGUUCGCUUUACGUUAAAAAUUGCAAAAGUUGUCAGAAAUCCGUUUGAAGAAUACAAAGAAGCAGUCUGGAUGGUAAGAGAAAACCCAGACAUAAGCCCUUAUCAAAGUAGCUCAGGAGAGUCAGAUAAAGAGCUAUUUCCAUGAAGACUUAAACUUUAAUCUUAAGCUAAAUUAUCGAAAAGCUCACUGUGAUACCCGAAUGAGUAUUUAUCUCCACCUUGCUUCGUGGGUUACCUGCCGACGACCCACAUUGGGUUUGCUUCUCUCCACCUGAUACUCGUGCCGAACGCAGAGUAAAGUAGGCUGGGCCACCGUGCCGUACGCCAGAAGAGAGCCUCCUUGAAAAUUUUAAAAAAAUAGAACUCUUGGAAAAAAGGAAACUUUUAGCCCAAGGCAUAACUCCUAAUUUGACGCUAGGGAGGUGUGCAAUAGGCCUAAGCUUCCCAUUUCGAACUCCAAGUCCUCCUUUCAUUUGAAGUAAAAUCCCAACCCCUUAAAGCUGGCUUAGGCUAGGCCUUGAGUGAUACUUGUACAUUCCUGGGCUGGUAAAACCUUGCCGGGUAUAAUUAAAAUAUAUGCUUGAAGCUGCAUGGCCGGGAGGCCAUGCUGGAUUGAGACACCAUAUUUUAAUUAUAUUCCAUGAAGACUUACAGAUGACGGGGGGUUUAAUAAGGCUGGAGGAUAUGUAUCGUAUUUUUUAAAUAUGGAUUUGGAUCAAGCUAUGUUAAAAUGGAGACAAAUAAAGCCAGGGUGAUUUGGAAGCCCAGAGUUUAAUAGCUUAGUCGCUGAGGUUUUAAUCCACAAUACAAACUUAGAAACAACUCUUAAUUACUAUCAGGUUUUCGAAGCUAAAAGUUCUGGAUAUUUAUCUGUUAGUUCUGGAGUGUUAAGUUAAGUUAAGGGUUAUAGGCCAUAGCCUGCCUAUCUGGCGCAAACCCACCUAAUCUAAGAAUUAGCUUCCACCUCUUGCGGAUGCACUGUUAGUACUUAUAAGCAAAGACUAAAUGAGACGCAAAACCUUAGGGGAGAUCCAAAACUUCCCUUUUUUGCAAGUACCCCAAACCAAAUUUACUUCAAAAAGUGACAGAGGCACUAUCUUUAGCUUUAUCGGGACUUUCCUUCCUACCCAAUAGAAAAAAUUAUGCUUAUCCCUACCCUACUAUUGUUAUAUGCAUCUGCAUAGUCUGUUUCAAGUUUAAUUGCUUCGUCAUAAAAUCCCAAUGUUUUAUUGUGCUCAAGGCACACCUGCCCAAUAGGAAGUGAGUUUCGGAGUCCAUCUCCGUUGACAUCAUUUUUUAUCUCUCCUGGGGUGUUAGGAAUUUUCCCAGAAAUGUAUGAAACUUGGUCAAAAUUUAAAAUAGCUAUUGUCUUAAUAGGCUCUAUUUAUGUUGCAGGGCUGAUUUGACAGAUUUAUGAAGUGCUAGACUAUCUCCAUUGGAUUUCUAUAAGAUUGUGAGUAAGGUUAAAAUGAGAGUUAUCAUGAAGUGGUUUUAUGAAUAUUUUAUCUAUUUGUUUGGCUACUACAGCAGUAUCAUUAUUUAUUAAAAUUGUUUUAUGUAAUAUUGGCCAUUAUAAGCUUCCUAUAACAAAUGAAGACGAUUUCGAUUCAUUAGCAGAAUAUGCAGCAUCAUAUAGAGCCUUAUUAAGAGUUAUUUCAAUAACUGUACUUUUGACCUGCUUCAAGGUAUUUAUUGCAUGUGAAGAAAAAUUCCCAUCAUUUGGUAUUCUGUUCGAUACAAUUUCAGCAGCAAAGCAUGAUAUUCUUUAUUUCUGAAUUCUGACAAGUUUUAUUAUCAUAUCUAUCAGUUUAAUGGGAAACUUAGGAUUUGGGCUAGAAUUAUCAGACUUUUCAACCCUAGGAUAUUCAGCUCUAUCCCUAAUUAAUUUAGCCUUUGGAAAAUAUGAUAUAAAACAGCUUUCAAUUGCAAAUAUAAAACUUUAUAGCGUUUUUGUUAUUAUUUUUGUGUUUUACAUAAUAUUUAUUCUAAUAAACAACUUUUUAGCAAUUUUGUUGAGCACUUAUAUCAAUUUAAGGAAGAAAAAUUAUUUGUUGGUGGAAGCUAAAGCUAUGCUUUUAAAGCAAAACAGCAAAAUAUUUCUUGAUAAAAUUUUGAGUUUAAUCCUUUUUAGGUAUAAAUCAACUAUUGUAGAAGAUUCUAUUGAGUACUUAAGAUUGUCUUCAAUAGUAACUUCAGAUGCAAAUCAGCAAAACGAAAUCAAUGCGAAAUUGAAAAACCUUGAAAAUUUUAUUCUCAAGCAAAAUAAAGUUGAUUUUUUGCAAGUUUUUAAAUAUAAUAUAAUUCAGCUUUCCAUGCUAAGAAAAGGCACAUCACUGCUUACUCGUGAGAAAUAUCUUAAAAAUAUUAAAAACUGCGCAAGAAUUAUAUUAACCAAUAAAAAGAAAAAAGAAAAGCUUAAAAGCCAUUUAGAAAAUCUUGUUAAUUACAAUUUCUACCUUUUGCUAAACGUAGUGAUUGCCGUUAUUUAUAUAGCUAUAUUUCUUGCUAUGGUUGGCUCACGAUUGAAAAUAUCUGAAUCUUAUUAUCUUAGUAGAGCUCAGUACAAUAGCAUCAGUAAUCAAAAAUUUGUUUACAAAAACUUAAACCAGACGUUUAAAGCUAUAAAAAAUGAAGACUCAGCUUAUGCUUUUCUUCAGCAAGUUAUUUUGCCGUUAUUUAAUAGCGAAUCAGUUGCGAGCCAAAACUUUUGGAUAGGAGAAUCUAUAGCAAGAAUUACCUUAACGAGAUAUGACUAUAGCAUUAAUGACAAUGAUUUUUCUCGAAAAGCAGUCCCAUUUUAUUUGCCUUUGGAUUUACCAGUAUACAAAACAGAUUUCAUAGGUAACAGCACUGGAAUCAUCUAUAAAUACUUAUUCCACCCCUCCUUUAGCGAACAAAAAAUAUUGCUCCCCACGGGGGGUUAAUUUUUUUUAAAUCCCAAUUCUCAAAAAUUGGAAAGCAAAUAUUAAUUUAAUUCUUAAAAUUUAUAUUUUAAAACGCAAUUUGUUUAAAAUUAGCUAGUAUUAGCUAGAGAUUUCAUUAUAUUAAUUAUCACUUAUAUAUAAUUGUUUUUUUUCAUAAAAAUUUUUGUUUGCUCACGGAAGGUGGGUUUUUGAGCAAAAAUCGGGAUUUCUCCAAUGGUUUUGUUCGCUCAUGGAGGGGAGAGGUAGAGCCAGAAGAUUCAAAUACUUUCUCUGGUAUCGGAGGUUAUAAAAUCGACUUCAUUAAAGGCUCCAAUUUUACUGAUCUUUUUCUCCAAAUCCAGAAUGACCAACUAAUAGGUAAAAAUACAAAUAAAUUCAUAAUUGAAUGAAUCCUCUACAACACAAAUGCCAACAUUUUUCUUUUAAACUACCUAACAUUUCAAAAUACAGUAUCAGGAUUAUUAAGUAUAAGCUUCUCCUCAAAUCCAAUUGAAAUGGACAUUUAUGAAUCAUCUAGCUUAACAUUUGGGACUGAGAUUGCUUUUUAUUUAAUAAGUCUUUACUAUUUACUACGGGUUGGAUUUCAAUGAUAUAGAAUAUUGAGGGAAUUAAAUCAGGAUAGAAAAGAUUAUUACAAUGGAAAAUAUGCAGUUAAACGUGUAUUAAAAAUAAUAAAUGGAGAGAUUUCUUCAGAAGGGCCAUUUGAAUAUGUUAUUCGCUUUCUUGCAAGAAAAGCUAAUCUAAUUAAAUUAUGGCCGUAAGAUCUUAAAGUCUGGCCUUUUUAAAAAGUUUCCAAUUGCUCCUGUACUUAAUCGCUAAUAUCUUUCGAGUUUCUGAUUAAAAAAGAAAAGCUAGGAAUCUAUUUUAUUGGAUACACUCUAUAGCCUUUCAGCUGUUUAGAGCUUGAGUUGUGUAUAUGAAACAAAUUAAAUUAAAGUUAAAAUGCUAUAAGCGGGCGAGCAUACUAGCCUUUGCCUCAUCUCCAAAAUAGCUUCUUCUUGCUGACGAGACAAAAAAGGGAAAGAAAGGCUGCCAUUUUGAAUUUUCGACCUGAAACACCUAUCAAAGGGAUUAGCUCCCUUGGGAGAGCCACCGUCUGCAGAGUGCCUCGGCGGUCCCGCAAUGGAAAACUAUGUGGUAGGCAAAACUGUGCAGCCUGUCUCGCAUGGACAGGAAAACCUUUUUGAGAAUCAAAACUUCCCUCUUCGGCAAGCCUGAAAGCCUACUUAAAAUGGCAGAAGUCAUUUUUUAUUUCAUCAGGAUGGAUCCUAACUGCUGCAUAGGGAACGCGCCUUAAGUCCAAUUUCCGUUACCGCCACCAUUUUAUUUUCUAUGAAACAAGGAAUUUUUAAAGCUAUGGAAUUGGUUUCAGUUAUCUUGUCUAUUAUUAUGCGUUAUUAUGUUUUCAGAAUUUAUACUAAUGAAUAUAUUUCUAAUUUUAAACUCCCUGCAGAAGAUGUAAAUUAUUAUAAUGGCUUCGAAGAGAUAAGCACCCAUCUGAAUAACUAUAGGAUAAUUGUGGCUGUCAACGCUAUUUUCAUUUUUUGUAAAAUAAUUGAAUUUGGCAAAUUCACAAAGCAUUUUGGUCAUUUCAUUGAUGUGAUAAACUCAGCAAAGCUUGAUUUAGGAUUUUAUUUAGUUAUCUUUUGAGUUAUACUGCUAUCAUACUCACUGACAUCUUAUUUGCUUGUUGGCCAUAUGGUGCCUGAAUUUUCAAGCUUUUCAAUGUCGCUUUUUUCAAGUUAUAUUAUAUUAAUAGGACAGUUUAACAGCUUUAGUAUGCUAUCAGCGGAUUACUAUUACUAUUAAAUUUAAAUUUCUGAUUAGAAUAAUAGUCGGUAUACCGAUCAGAUAGUCAAGUUCAUCUAGAACGUCCCAGCUACUUAAGGACUUGCUGUAUGGAUCUGAUCCUCCAGCUUCCAGUGUCCUCCUCUCCGUUAGUUAUUCCCAGACGACGCGGACAGCUCGCGCAAUUAGAAUGCGUAGGUUUGGGAUUUGCUCACCAUUUGUUUCAUCUCAACUCACUAAUUCUGCUCUAGUCGCUUUGUCUUGACUCUCGGCAGGACAACUGCAGCCAGGUGUUGCGACAGGUAAAAACUCUUAUAGUAGGGCAAAACCCACUUUCGGAGUGAGUAUGCUAUCAGCAGAUAGUAUUUGUGGUUGCAUAGUAUUUCUAUCAAUGAUUUUAAUAUUCAAUCUACUCUUAUUAAACAUUUUUAUAGCAAUUAUUGCCGCACAUUACAGCACUCUAAAACACAGAAAUGAUAAAGAAAAUAAAAGUUUUUUUAGCAAAAUAAUUUUUGUAAUCCACUCAAGGAUUAAAGGGAAAAAAUACAUGGACUGGCAAAUAAUGGAAAAUAAAGAUUCAAAAAUCAAUGAUAUUGAGACUGAAAAAAUCUUAAGUAAUGUAGAAAGUGAAAUAAACAGCAAGCAAUACAGCCUCGAAGAAAUCCCAAAAAGAGUAAAUUAUUUAUCGACAAGCUAUUUAUCAUAUUUAGAAGAAAUGGUUAAGUUUUCAUCUAUUAAAUGUGAUUUGAUAGAACAUAAUAACAUAAUAAUCGAGCCAGCGACCUUGCAAGAAGUGUCUAUUUUAUCAGACGAAGAAUGGCUGAAUGCGUGCAUUUAUGAAAAAUUGAGAAUUUGGAAGAGGCUAUUAAUUUCUCAUAAUGUUCCAGAAAUCAUGAUAAACACCCAAGAAAUAAAUCGAGAUUUUGAAUUAUCACCUCAAUUAAUCAAUUUAUGGCAAAAAACUUCUAUAAAAGAUAAGCUAUCGAUGUGGAUCGGAAUUUUUCAGUUUGACGAACAAGAAAAAAUAAUGCUUUGAAAUACAAUGAUAUUUACUACAGGAUGCUGAUGAACUAAUAAUGAAGAGCAAAAUAAAGAAAAUCAGGACAAAUUUUGAAGCAAUUUAACUCAUGCUGAAAAGAAAAAAAUAAUUCAUGAAACUGUAAGUCCUUUGGAAAAAUAUAUAGAGCGCUAUAAAGCAGCCAAAGAUCCAAUAGAGGUUUUAUUGAAAAAAGAAAAAAUAUUAAAAGACGAAAAACUUUUGUUUUGAUUUAGCUUGUGGAGAGAUGAAUUUUAUAAGUUUAGCAUGUUUAUGAAUCAAAAUAGCUCAAAAGAAGCAGAAAUUAUAGGGUAUUUAAUGCAAGAAGAAAGGAUUGGGAGUGUUUUUAGUUUAGAUAAAGCAGAUGUUAUGCUUGAAAAUAUGAUGGAUAAAAAGAUUUAUGAUUUUAUAUGUGAAAGUGCUGUCUAUCAAGCUGAAUCAGUUGGGAGAAAUUCAUCAAAAGACAGGAUUAAAGAAACAAGACAGCAAAUAAAAAAUUUAAAAAAAUACUCAGCUCAACUGAAUCAUCAAAUACCUGCUUUAAAGAAAGAAAAUAAAGAAAUGAAGAAGUUUAUAGAAGAAAAUAAAGAAAAUGAUUAUUAA